Messenger RNA from Sceloporus undulatus (fence lizard), 1971 nucleotides. It is a transcript of the gene DENND2D, whose product is annotated as DENN domain containing 2D. Bases 106 to 1494 code for a protein of 462 amino acids. Lineage: Eukaryota; Metazoa; Chordata; Lepidosauria; Squamata; Phrynosomatidae. Gene Ontology annotation, cellular component: cytosol; nucleoplasm. The record is from RefSeq and is a predicted model, not a curated record. The transcript has 12 exons.
GCAGCCCAAAGCGAAAGCAAGGCAGAGGCGGAAGCCAGGAGGCAGCGCAGGCAGCAGGAGCAGCCCAGGGACCAGGAGCAGGAGCCGGGGGCUACCAGGGGCUCCAUGGCUGCGGAGGGCAUCGCCCGCUUCUUCCGGAACAGCUUCAGGCGCCGCUCCUCCAGGGCAGUUGAAGCCCAGGAUACACUGCCAAAAGAAAACAGACCUGCAGUUGGUGAGAGAAACAGCUUUCCUAACUCUGCCGGCCACUUGUUCUUUGAGUAUUUAAUUGUUGUCUCCCUUAAAAAGAACAUUAAUGGAGAUUACGAACCCAAGAUUACCUAUCAGUUUCCGAAGCGUGAGAACUUGAUGAGAGGACAGCGUGAAGAAGAGGAUCGGCUAUUGCAGGCUAUACCACUAUUCUGUUUUCCAGAUGGAAACGAAUGGGCACCACUCAUGGAAUGUAAGAGUGAAACAUUCUCUUUUGUCCUCACCAAUGUUGAUGGAAGUAGAAAGAUUGGCUACUGUAGGCGGCUCUUGCCAUCUGGACGGGGUGCUCGUCUCCCAGAGGUCUAUUGCAUCGUGAGCUGCUUGGGAUGUUUUGGCCUGUUUUCAAAGAUUUUAGAUGAGGUGGAGAAAAGGCGGCAGAUCUCUACAGCAGUUAUUUACCCUUUUAUGCAAGGUCUACGGGAAUCCCCUUUUCCAGCACCAGGAAAAACUGUCACCAUUAAAAGCUUCAUCCCUGACUCUGGGACAGAGCAAAUUGAGCUAACCCGUCCCUUAGACUCCCACCUGGAACAUGUGGAAUUUCAGGCCCUCUUACAGCACCUCAGUCCUGAGAAGAUCCUCCUCAUAUUUGCUUCUGCAGUUUUGGAACGACGAAUAGUAUUUCUGGCAGAAGAGCUCAGUUCCCUUUCCAAAUGCAUUCAUGCUGCUGCAGCUCUUCUUUACCCCUUUAACUGGGCCCAUACAUACAUCCCAGUGGUGCCAGAGAAGCUUCUCAGCACCGUCUGCUGUCCAACACCCUUCAUGGUUGGGAUCCAAAAGCGCUACCUGGAUGAAGUUCUAGAUCAACCCAUGGAAGAGGUGCUACUUGUUGAUCUAUGUGAAGAGAAAUUCUUAAAAGAGGUUGGUGAUGAAGAAGAGAUCUUGCCAGCCAAGUUACAGAGUGAGAUGUUGUCCUCUCUUCCUGCGAUGAAUAACAAUAUACAGACACCUGAGGAGCUCAAUGUCUGCGUUUCAGAUACCUUUGUGCAGUUUUUUGUCAAGACAAUUGGCCACUAUCCUGCACACAUCAAAUGGAACCGAAGCGGGCAGGGCUGCUUCCAGGAGCGGUCUUUCUGCAAAGCCCCCACCUCCAAGACCACACGCAAGUUUCUGAAAAAAUUUGUGAAGACACAGAUGUUCUCCUUAUUUAUUCAAGAAGCAGAACAGAGCAAGAAGUGUGUAGCAGACUAUUUUCAGAAAAAGUUAAAUGAACAUCAGGAACAAAAAAAGCAAAGGAGACUGUCUUGAAUGCUCUGAUGAAAGGAUUUCCUACCAGUGGAAAGGCAAGCCUGUGGCUUGAGUAAUCAUUUGCCUGGAUCACAAUAACUCCUCGGGAGGAAGAGCAGCUUUUCCUUUGCUGACUCAUGGAAGUGUUUUGCCUUCAGUUGUGAACUACAGGAGAGCAAAGUGGUUGUCAGCCUCAAUUUACUAUCUUCUCCUCUUUCUCAAGACUGGCACUACAAGUUGCUCUUUCACUUAAGUAGAAAGUUUGGCUGUAGUUUUGUAGCCCAGCUGACAAGACAACGCUGCCAUUUUAAGAAAGUAACAAUACAAAAAUUUUAACAAAUCAAAUGAUCAUCUUGGUCAAAAUGGCACUCUAGAUUUCUCUAGAAACAGCCCUUUAAUGCGGAUGUGGGGUAGUUAAUCAUGACAGACUGUAUGUAGACAGUGUGUGAAAUUCAUUGGAAACAUUUUUAUUGUCAUUAAAAUGGUUUCUACUCCAAA